Molecule: messenger RNA, 2346 nt
Organism: Centropristis striata (black sea bass)
Lineage: Eukaryota; Metazoa; Chordata; Actinopteri; Perciformes; Serranidae
Gene: ubxn4
Product: UBX domain protein 4
Exons: 13
Coding region: 116-1669 (517 amino acids)
Molecular function (GO): protein binding
Source: RefSeq, a predicted model, not a curated record
GCAGAAGAAGAAGAAGAACUCCGAGCGAACGGACAGCUGAACGCUUCAUGAAUUGAUGUAGUUUGGCUGGUUAACAGUGUCACCAAACCAGAGACAGACAACACAGCCCGUAAAGAUGCUUUGGUUUGAGGGCACAAUUCCUGCUGCCAUUAACUUGGCUAAACAGCGGAGUUACGUCUUUGUCGUUGUUAUUACAGGAGAAGAUGAACAGUCAGCACAGCUGAUGUCCAGCUGGGAGGAUGACAGAGUGUCGGAGGCAGCACAGAACUGUUGUGUCACCAUCAAAGUCGAUGCCAAGAGUGAAUCGUGUGGGCAGUUCUCUCAGAUCUAUCCAGUUGUGUGCAUACCUUCAAGCUUCUUUAUCGGAGAGAAUGGGAUCCCUCUGGAGGUCAUCCCUGGCAGUGUGUCUGCUGAAGAACUGAUGAAAAGAAUAAAUAGAGUUAAGCAGAUGCAUGCCCACCAGAUUGGAGGUGGGACAGUGUUACCAGAAGCAAGUGGUCCUAUGGAGACCAGUCCUUUUGAUAGCACAGUUCCAGCCUCAGCUUCAGCAGCGCCCGUUGGGUCAGCAGCAGCUACAGAACUGACAGCAGUACCAGGAGAAGAGAAAGUGUCCCUCUUGAGCACCUCAAGCACGGCAGAUGAUGGCAGCCCUUCAGGCACAGUGACUCUUACAGAUAAUGCAUCUUCAGAUCAUGCUGCUCAGAGUGAUGAAAACCUUGAUGCUAAGGUGGAAAGGUUAACCAAGAGACUUGAGGAGAGAAGAGAGCAAAGAAAGAAAGGAGAAGAAGAGAAUGAGAUCAAGAAGGAAAUGGAGCGGAGGAAGAUGGGGAAGGACGUGCAGGACUUAAAGAGAAAACAGGAAGACGAGAAAACCAAGCGACUCCUGGAAGAAAGGAACAGAGAGAAAGCUGAAGAGAAGGCUGCAAGGGAGCGGGUCAAACAGCAGAUUGCCUUAGACCGAGCUGACAGAGCAGCCCGCUAUGCCAAAAACCAGGAGGAGGACAAGAUUGCCAAGCAGGCCCUAUUGCAGGCCAGACAGGCAGAACAGGAUGCCAGGAGGGAGACAUUAGUCAGGGAGAGGAGUACCAUAGCGAGGAUACAGUUCCGCCUCCCAGAUGGCUCAUCCUUCACCAACCAGUUCCCCUCACAGAGCAGACUGCAGGAGGCUCGGCAAUUUGCUGUUCAGGAAGUGGGAAACCGCUAUGGAAACUUCUCCCUGGCAACCAUGUUCCCUCGGCGGGAGUUCACCACUGAAGACCUGAACAAGACUUUGCUGGAGCUGGAACUGGCUCCAAGUGCUUCCAUUGUGCUUCUGCCAUCAGGCAGACCUGCUAACACAGUGGUCCAGUCUUCUGAUGGUGGUCUCUGGGCAGUUCUGGGCACACUCCUCUACCCUCUGCUGGCUGUAUGGAGAUUCUUCAGCUCCUUCCUGUUUACAACUCCACCCCCUCCUGGAGCAGUAUCCAGAGGCCCAAGCCACCAGUCCACCUCCUACACCAACUCAACAUCAGCCUCCGAAAAAACAAAGAGAGAAACUCUUUCCAAGCAAAAUCUGGAGAAACGGCCUAAGGACUUCAAAAAGGACGGGAAAAUCUGCAGGCUCAGGACUCAGGAGGACAGCGAGGAUGACAACAACACCUGGAAUGGGAAUUCCACCCAGCAGAUGUAGUGAAAUAACAGCGGCUCUCCUUUGGUCUGGCUCUCCUGGUGUGAUUAGUUCAAGGUUUCUGCUGCACUUAGGGCUGAUCCUUAUGUUCUCUCCUUCUCUUACUGUGUUCCAGGUCCCUGCACCUCGCCUGCAUGGGUAGAUCAUUAAUAAUCAACAGAACCUUCCUUGGGCUUAAGCUGAGUGUUUUUGUGUUGAUUAUGACCCGAUUCUGUCUCUUAACCUGGGCUCAGGCUACACCAGCAUCUUCUCUUGAGUGUGUAGCUCUAUUUAAUCAUUUUCAAAUUAGGUUUUUAAAUGACCUAGGUGGGGCUCUGGUUGUAUCUGGCACCAAAUUCUGUGAAACGGUCGACCUGACCUGAAGAUUAUGUAAUCUGAGCCUGGCUUCACAUUACGCUAUGAAGUCUCUGUGUUUUGGAGAUGUUUAGCUUUAAUAAGAGACUGGCUGAUUGCCAGUGACCCAUCCAUAUUAUUACUUAACAGUGGAAUGAAGAUAUUUUUGUUUUAGAUGUGUAAAAUAUUUCAUCUAACAGCUUGCAGCUGCUGGCUGAAGACUAUGCUUCUGUAGCUGUUGGAGUUAUACCAAGGUGGUGGUGGAUCACACACAAUAUGUGUCUCUCUUAGCAGACAAUGGUUGACUACUGUAGUUGUCUUCAUCUAAUAAUAAAAAUUAAAACAGA